AUGUCACAGAACUAUAUCGGUGCACUGCGAUGCAAUCCUUUACAGGUUCACCUCCUCCCCGCCAACCCCCCUCCAAGCCUACUCAUCACCUGCCCCAACGCCAUUCCCCCUACCAUCCUCGCCAUUCUCACCCCCUUCCCUACACUCUCUAUACCAUCCGCCACAACGCCCCAACCGCCCGCUCCCCGUCCUUUCGUCUUGGCCCCUGCACCGCCCAUCAAUAACGCCUUGACCGAGUCGAGUUCGUUGAUGAUCUCGAGGCCGGUUGAGCGCGCCCAGACGAUGGGGGAGAGUUGGGAGCCGUAG
This is a messenger RNA of Microbotryum saponariae, 306 nucleotides long. Lineage: Eukaryota; Fungi; Basidiomycota; Microbotryomycetes; Microbotryales; Microbotryaceae. The record is from the annotation of a GenBank genome assembly.